Exserohilum turcica Et28A is the source of this 2295-nucleotide messenger RNA. RefSeq lists its product as uncharacterized. The record is from RefSeq and is a predicted model, not a curated record. Bases 1 to 2295 code for a protein of 764 amino acids. Gene Ontology annotation, cellular component: nucleus. The transcript has a single exon. Lineage: Eukaryota; Fungi; Ascomycota; Dothideomycetes; Pleosporales; Pleosporaceae.
AUGGCGCGUCUACGCAAACCGAGUCCAAAUGCACCAACCAUCUUUAUGCCCCCUAGCGACACGAGCGCGACACGAUCCAGUCCCCGGAAGGCUACCUUGCGAUAUGCAUCGUUCCAGGAAGACGAUACCUCAAUGCUGGUACCAAAGGCCUCGAGCCGCGCGUUGCGGGACAUCAGUUUAUCGCAAGAUCUGGAGAACUCGUUCCCAGCAACAAAGUCAGCCACGCCCAAAGACGCGCUCACCCCGCGCAAGCAACGCGUACUACGGCCGGUCGAGAGCAACAGCCGUCUUCUUCGUAAGCUAAGUGACGAGAGCCUCGCGAGUCCUGAGAAGAAGCAGAAAGAAAGGAGAGAACGCAGUGGCACCGUCGACAUGGAUGUGGACAAGAGAAAGAGAUUGCGAUAUGCCACAACCCUAGCUAGGACCAUGGCAAACAAGCAAGGGAAGAAUAGCAGGAUAGAUGUUGUUGGAGAAGACGAAGCCCAUGAGGCUGCCCAGAGGUCAGGGACCAAGGGUCCUUUGAAGAAGACUGAUGAGAUGGAAGUCGAUGUGGAAGAGGCCGACGAAGCCGAGACUAGCCUGUGGUGUGGCGAUGAAGACGCCGAAACACCAGAAGAGGUUGCUGAACCAGUCAUCGAGAUAAGCGAUGAUGACGAUGAGGAAGAAGAGCCCGUCAUGACGGCCCAGAGAAGAGGUCGACAACCGCAGGCCCGGCGGGUAGUCUCUGACAGCGAGGAAGACGAAAGUUACACUAGCUCCCCGCGAGCUGUCAACCACACUCGUCGGCCGUCUUUCAAGAUUCCGGAUCUCAAACCGGUAAAGUUGUCUGCCCAACAACCAGCUGACCUGGUUUCCAUGCGCCCACCACACCGGAAAGGACACAGCACGAUAUCAAAUUGGGCGCAGGACGUCAUCGAUCUUGCAGACUCGCCUGAGCCCCCUUCAUCGUUUAUUCUUGCAGAGCCAACCCAUGUCCGAUCAAGCUCUUUUGCGGCGUCAUCUCGUCCUACAAGCUCUGCCUCGAAUGCGCAGCUCGCUAUUCUUACAUAUUCACCAACGCCCACUAAAAGGCGAUCACCGUGCAAAGCUCCACCUAUCGAACGUCCAGGUACACCUCCUUUUGCACCUUCUAGUCCCACCAAACUCGUUUCUCCUUCAAAGAAGAAGCCUACUAUUCCAAGAGCCUCGCAUAUAGACGGGCGACCCAGCCUGGAUGCAUUCUGGAACCCCAUGGCAGUCAAUGAGUGGAACGAGCAUCAUUCUCCAGCAAAGCCGAUUGUAUCACCCAAGAAGCAAAAAUGGCGCGAGGACAUUGUCAAGAUGAUGGAAGGCGUAGCUUUGGAGGACAGCAGUGAUGAAAGCUAUCACAGUGCCGUAGAAAGUCCAAAGAAGAAGCCUGCCAAACGAAACACAACCAAGCAGAAGACACCAGACGUUGACCCAGCACCGACUGUCAAGCAGAUCCGCGAGCAGCGCAAGGCCUUUUCUGAGACCAAGCAUGCCAUGGCCGAGGCGUUCUUGACGGAGCUCGACACCACCAUCGCCUCAGGUCGCAUCCACGAACUAUCAAAGUCAACAGGCGGCAUAAAGCUCGUCUGGUCCAAGACACUCAAAACAACAGCCGGUCGCGCGAACUGGCGUAGAGAGCAAAUUCGCAUCCGGAACGGCUCGCAAGCAACAGAUGUGCGAACUGAAAUUCGACACCACUGCUCGAUUGAGCUUGCCGAAAAGGUCAUCGACGAUGAGGAACGCCUCUACAACGUGCUAGCACACGAAUUCUGCCAUCUGACCACGUUCAUGAUUAGUGAAGUACGCAACAACCCACACGGAGCCGAGUUCAAGGCCUGGGGCCGCAAAGCAACCGCUGCCUUUGGUGGCAGCAAGGGCGUUGAAGUCACCACCAAACACUCGUACCAGAUCGAAUACAAGUAUAUCUGGGAAUGCGUUCUGUGCGGCUACGAAUUCAAGCGCCACUCCAAGUCUGUGGAUCCCACACGCCACUCGUGCGGGAAGUGCAAAGGAAGGCUUGUGCAGACAAAACCCAAACCGCGCGGCACUGCCGGUGGCGCUGGAGCGGCGGCUGUAGGACAAGACGGCAAAAGGGAAAAGAGCGAGUACCAAGUCUUUGUCAAGGCAAACUUUGCGAGGGUCAAGAAGGAGCUUGAGGCCCAAGGCAAGGAUACACAAAUGGGCAAGGUGAUGGAGGCUGUGGCGAGGGAGUACAGAGAGAGAAAAGAGGUAAAGGCGAAGGAGGUUGGGGAGCUGGAGGCUCAGCUGCAUGGGCUAAAGAUUUAG